Messenger RNA from Acipenser ruthenus (sterlet), 1271 nucleotides. Its product is annotated as multicilin. The record is from RefSeq and is a predicted model, not a curated record. Gene Ontology annotation, cellular component: nucleus. NCBI's taxonomy places the organism in Eukaryota, Metazoa, Chordata, Actinopteri, Acipenseriformes, Acipenseridae. The transcript is spliced from 7 exons. Gene Ontology annotation, biological process: negative regulation of DNA replication; negative regulation of cell cycle. The coding region runs from base 100 to 1239 and encodes 379 amino acids.
UAAUAAUAAUAAUAAUAAUAAUAAUAAUAAUAAUAAUAAUAAUAAUAAUAAUAAUAAUAAUAAUUUUAUUCUGAAACCUAUUAUUUUAUUUGCAGUAAAAUGCAAAAUGAAAGAAAAGCGUUUGGGAGAAUUUGCCCCAACAGGAUAGCGGAUUUCGCUAGAGGUCAAGACAGAAAACAUUCAAAAGAUCGGAAUAAUCAGGACGUUCCAAAAAUUUCCACGAACAAUGCUCCAAUACCAAUAUACAUCGAAGAGACAACGAGUAUCUCACAUGAAGCCUUUGCAACGAUCGCCUGGCAAGAUUUAGAAGAUUGUACCUCAGUUCUUCAAAGAGAAAGUAACUCUAUUCAGCAGAAUGCUCGCCUGCCAGACACUUCGGAUUUUGAUCUUCAAGACUUCAGGGAUGCGGUUGAUAAUUUCAUUCCCGAUCAUCCUGCGUUAAUGCAGCCCUGCAUUGGCGGUAUUGACAUGCAGAUGUCGAGCUGCGAUGUGUCCGACUUUGAAGCCUGUAUCACUUCUCCUAUCCCCGCUCCACAGGACCAUCUCCUCAACAGGAACAUGUCAUACACGUCCCCUACACAUGUUCACCAUGACAAUGUGCAACCACUGGCUGAGCAAUACUGGAUGGACAUGGCAGGCCACAACCAGAAAGCGCUGGGGGAUGCUUUGGUGGUUAACAAUCAGCUGCACCUUACAUUGAACAGAAAACAAGAGGAGAUUGCUUCAUUGCAGGAAAGAAAUGUCAAACUGAAGGAACUUGCGAACCAAGCCAAGCAUUUGGCUUCAGUACUUGAUAAACUUAUCACGCAAUCUAAAAAUACCAACGAAACAACUGUCGAAGAUUUUCCACCCAAGACUGGCAUGAAAAGACAGAGGCUGGAAGACUUGUACGAGCCCGUCCCAGACAGUAAAGCUGUGGAUGAUAUGUUAAGAGACAUUACAGAUACAUGUCAUGCAGCUUUACAACGCAACGCUAAGCAUCCAAAAUUGCAGCAUGAAAUGGGAAACUCAACUCAAAGCACGGAAACUAUAAAUAUGUAUGGCGCCUUCAAUGGACUACAGACCUGUACCACGCGUAGCUCAGUCACCCUGAGCGGCAGUGACAUGGAUGACGGAAUGUUCUUUAGAACCUCGAUAAGAGACCACUGCACAAUCAAAACUCUGGCUUUUCCUCAGGGGAAUGCAUUCACCACAAAGAAACCUUGUGGAGGCUAUAAAUUCCGAUGGGUUCCAAACUAGACUGAAAUUUCAGCUAACUACACUGACCAGAU